AUGCCUGGAUCACUGGCUACACCACACAAAACUUCUAAUACUGAUAAGACUCAUUCCGAUAAGAAUAAACAUGUUUCUAAUCAUACUGGAACGAAGAAUACAACGCAUGGACAUACGAUAGUUAACAAAAAAUCUGAUGUUGUCGAGCAUAUAAAUGUACAUAAUAAAACAAAUCCUAAAAGACGUAAUUCCAUAGAUACUCAUACAAAAACUGCACAUGCAGCCGGAGGUACACAUGCUCUUGAAGCGACAAGAUCACGUGGAGCAACAGUCUCACAUGGAAGUCAUCCGCAUACAAAAGCACAAACACAUAUAGAUACACAUGGAAGAAGUACAACAUUACAUGCCCAUCCUAACGUACAUCGAAAGACUGUUACUCAUGGUACAACUAAGAAAUCGGAUGGUCAUAAAUCACGAAUAAUUAAGUAUAGCAAAUCUGAAAAUAAUUCAAGUGAUCAAGAAAAAUUUACUUCUACAGAAACUGAGACUAUUAUAAAAACAGCAGUGUCUGAAACUUCUGAAAAUAUUACUAGUGAAAAGACUGACGAUGAUGAAACGAAUUAA
Molecule: messenger RNA, 564 nt
Organism: Adineta steineri
Lineage: Eukaryota; Metazoa; Rotifera; Eurotatoria; Adinetida; Adinetidae
Source: the annotation of a GenBank genome assembly